Molecule: messenger RNA, 1200 nt
Organism: Penicillium vulpinum
Lineage: Eukaryota; Fungi; Ascomycota; Eurotiomycetes; Eurotiales; Aspergillaceae
Product: NAD(P)/FAD-dependent oxidoreductase
Exons: 2
Coding region: 1-1200 (399 amino acids)
Cellular component (GO): cytoplasm
Molecular function (GO): electron-transferring-flavoprotein dehydrogenase activity; flavin adenine dinucleotide binding
Source: RefSeq, a predicted model, not a curated record
AUGGCUCAAGAUUCUAGCAACAAGAAUCUUGUCAUCCUGGGCAGUUCCUACGGGGGCAUAUCCACGGCACACUACCUUCUUAAACAUGUUGUCCCCAAGUUGCCCAACAAAGAGAGCUAUCAGGUCAUCCUCGUCAGCACCUCGUCGCAGGCCAUAUGUCGCCCGGCUUGUCCCCGCGCAUUGAUCUCAGAUCACAUGUUCCCCAAAGAGAAGCUCUUUGUCAGUGUACCACAGCAGUUCGAGCAAUAUCCGAACGAUACAUUCCGUUUCAUACAAGGUACCGCGACAGCACUCGACCACGCCGAUCGUCAUGUCACCAGAAAAUUGGAUACCAUGCGCUUGUCAUCGCCUCUACAAGGACUGAAUGGCGACUCCGAGUCCCUGCGGGAGAGCUGGAACACAUUCCGCGCAGCUCUCCCCAAUGCCAAACACAUUGUCAUCGUGGGUGGAGGUCCGACUGGUGUCGAAACAGCCGGUGAACUAGGCGAAUAUCUCAACGGUCGGGCUGGCUGGUUCAGCUCUAAACUGGAGAAUCCCAAGGUGCCCAUUACACUAGUGACGGGCGCGAAGAUACUCCCAGUCUUGCGCCCCGCGAUCGUGAAGAAGGCGGAGGAAUUCCUCGCGCAGGUCGGCGUGACUGUGCUCAAGGGCUCACGCGUUGCAACUGUCUCACCACCUGACGCAGGAACUGAGAGUGCUCUGACGACCAAUGCGACAGUGACCUUGGAAGACGGCAAGACAUUCGGGGCCGACCUUUAUAUUCCGGCUACCGGCGCAGCGCCCAAUACCAGAUUUGUGCAUGAGUCAUUGUUGACUGACAGUGGCUUGGUAGAGACUAACGUAUUCACUCUACGUGUGGAUAAGGCUGGCCCGCGAGUCUACGCGGUUGGUGAUGUGGGAUCACAUGCCCGUCCGGCAGUGCACAAUAUCUUGAAUACGGUCCCGACUCUGUGUGCGAAUAUUAAACGGGAUCUGCUCAUUGCCGAGGGGAUGGAAGAAAGUGCUGUCGGAACUGAUCGCGUGUUCAAGGAGGAUACCCGCGAAACUCAGCUUGUGCCAAUUGGAAAGAGCAAAGGUGUGGGCACCGCCAUGGGCUGGCAGUUACCCAGUCUACUGGUGUGGCUAAUCAAAGGUCGGGACUAUUGGCUCUGGACCACGGGAGGUUUAUGGAGUGGCAACCAAUGGGCUAAAGAGGCAUGA